Molecule: messenger RNA, 498 nt
Organism: Jatropha curcas
Lineage: Eukaryota; Viridiplantae; Streptophyta; Magnoliopsida; Malpighiales; Euphorbiaceae
Source: RefSeq, a predicted model, not a curated record
AUGGCCGAAUAUGAAGCAUGCAUCAUGGGAAUGGAGGCUCUUCUGGCAUCAGGUGCUAAAGAAGUCGAGGUGAUAGGAGAUUCGUUGUUGGUUAUUGAACACGCUAAUGAGAGAUGGAAAGUGCAAGAAGAAAGAUUGAAGCCCUAUGUUGAGUAUUUGUUGAAAAAGGCAGCACUCUUUGAUAAGAUCACCUUCACUCACAUAGGAAGAAUCCAUAAUAGAAUUUCGGAUGCCUUGGCAAACCUAGCAUCAGCUUGGCAAGAUUUAAGUAAAGUCCCAAAGAAGCCAUUCAUCAUUACCACGACAAAUGUCCCGUGCUACGAAGAACAUUUUGUGAAUCAGGUGGAGUCAAAAGAAGAACCCUGGUUUAUGGAUAUCCUGCGGUAUAUGAAAGACGAAACUUUUUCUGAUGAUGCGACGAAGGAUGAUCGUUCGGUUCUAAGAAAAAUGGCUUUGAAUUAUGUCCUGGCUGAUGGUGAACUUUAUAGGAGGUCUUAG